UUUGUUGUUUAUUGCCAAAUACCGUAUACGAAAAAAUCUUUGUUUAUUGCUGCCGAAACUCUCUACUUAAUUAGAAACGAACAUUUUAAAGGAUUUUCUUCUGAAUUUAAGCAGUUUCAGCUAUCUUUAGGUUUGGCAUUGGUGAUUUCGUUCAUGGCUAACCAUUGAUAUCCCAAAAGACAAAGCCGUUCUGCAAUCCUAAUUUCACCUAACUCCAAGCUGGCACUUCAAAUAUGCCCGAAAAUUCAACAGAAGACUUUAAAUCAUUUUUAAUCGAAUUGCAAAAGCAAUUUCUUUGUUGUUAUCCUUUGCACUGUAUAGAAUGGCAGAACUUCCCCAAGAACCUGACAUGGGAUCAACAAAAACAAUUGAUGGAUUUCACCUGCAAUUCCCCCCUCAACCAACAAUUGCCCAUAAAAGUUGCCUACCAAUUGAAUUUCCUUAAAAAACUGAUAACGUUUUUGGAACAAAAUACCACCGAAGUCCAUGAUGAAGUAUACGAGAGCUAUUGCCAAGUACAACAAAAAGUAGCCCAAGAUAGCACACAAAAAUAUGCCUUUAAACAUUACAUUCUAAGCCCCGAAGUACAUUUUACUUUAAGGGAAUCCAAGAGUUUUGUAGCCGAAGGCACUACUGGCCUCUGCAGCUGGCAGGCUUCAUUAGCCUUGGCAGAUUUUAUGCUGCAUCACCCAGAUUUGAUUAGAAAUAAAUCUCUAUUGGAAUUGGGAGCUGGUACAGGCUUAUGUGGUUUUAUACUCUAUAAAAUGUGUGACACCCAGCAGGUGAUACUAAGUGAUGGCAGCCCUCAGUGUGUGGAUUUGAUGUGCGAAAGUGUAAGAAGAAAUUUUCCCUCAGCUAUAGCUAACAGCGAGGAGCCGGGAAAAUAUUUAUGGAAUGAAAAAAUAUUACAAUGCUCUGUCAUACCUUGGGAUGGCAUUAAUGAUAUCCCAGAAGUUACUCGAUUAAAACCUGAUAUCUUACUGGCGGCUGAUGUUGUUUAUGAUGACAGUUGCUUUGAGGAUUUGUCAUUUGCCAUAGAUUUCGUUUUUCAACUCAAGCAAAAUCAAGUGAAAAUGUUUUUGGCAGCAACGGUUAGAAAUGAGCAUACGCUAAAUGGUUUUCUAAGGAAGUUGGAUUCAUUGAAUUUCAUGGUGACUGAAGAACCUAUAGUGCCUUUGGAAGAAAGUUUUUUGUAUUGGGAUCGUAGCACACCUGUUAAAGUUUUAAGAAUUACCAGAUAGCAUUUAAGAUAUUUUAAUAAAAUCCCGGAUAAUGGAUUUUUUUAAGGCCUUAAUAAAAUGUUUUUCAUAUUUAA
Messenger RNA from Stomoxys calcitrans (stable fly), 1315 nucleotides. Its product is annotated as protein-lysine N-methyltransferase EEF2KMT. NCBI's taxonomy places the organism in Eukaryota, Metazoa, Arthropoda, Insecta, Diptera, Muscidae. Bases 234 to 1241 code for a protein of 335 amino acids. The record is from RefSeq and is a predicted model, not a curated record. The transcript is spliced from 3 exons.